ACCAUCUUCUCCGCGCCGCUCCGGGCGUCCUUCUCGGACUUCGGAUCAUUCGUCUCGAUCCGAUAACCCGUUAAGCCCUUAUCUAUCUCCAUGGAUCGGGUUCUCUUCUUCUCGUUGUUCCUUUUCUCUCUAACUCUUUAGACCAUCACAAAGAUCGAAGCUUUUCGAUAAAGAUCGAAGCUUUUGGUUGUUUUGAUCCUGGUAAUGGCGGCAGAGGCAGUGGAGGAGGAGAUGAAGAGGUUCUCAGGGAGAACACAUGGAUAUUCUCGUGACCUCUUGCAGAGAUUAGGGAGCACGAGUUGCUAUGAAGAGAAGGAGGAGUUUGUGAGGAGGGAUUCGGAUGAGAUUGAACUCAGUUUAGGGCUUUCUCUGGGUGGGUGUUUCGGUGAAGAGAGGAAGGAGAAGGGGGGGCUGGUGAGAUCUUCGUCGAUUGCGUCGAUGUCGAUGAUGGGGAGGGAGUUGGAGUUCACGGUGGUGAAGGGGAUUGCUAGGGCGAGCUCGUUGCCGGCGGAGACGGAGGAGGAGCUGAGGAAGAGGAAGGAGAUUCAGAGCUUGAAGAGGCUAGAGGCGAAGAGAAAGAGGUUGGAGAGGAUGACCUCGAGAUCGAUGGUGGGGGUGGGGAGGGAUAGGUCGGAGGAGAGUGUAGACGAGGAGUUGGAGAGAUCUGGUGUGGAGCUCGGCGGCAACCUGCCGACGGCGUUGACAAGGUGGCCAGCGAACGGCGCCGGCGGGUUAGGGCCGGUGUCGCAGAGAUCUAUUGGGUCACAGGGGAGUUGCUCCUCCGUCGUCUCCGAGUUGGACACCACGGCGAUGCAAGGUCUGAAUUCAAGGUGUGCUCACAGCAUUAAGCCAAUGCCGGAUGGUACGAAUCGCAAGACAGGCACCGUCCCUGCCACGGUCGGAGGAAAACGGAUCAACUGCAAUAGAGAAGGAGAUGAUCCAAUGCGGAGAAAUGUAAGAACUCGAAAUGGAUUGAGUGAGAUGGAGAAGAGCAUGAUGCAGGAAAUGCCGUGUGUGUCGACCAGAGGAGAUGGUCCUGAUGGAAGAAGGAUCGAAGGCUUCCUUUACAAGUAUCGGAAAGGCGAAGAUGUAAGAAUUGUGUGUAUCUGUCAUGGUAGAUUUUUGACACCGGCUGAGUUCGUUAAGCACGCCGGAGGUGGCGAUGUUGCUCACCCUCUUCGACAUAUUGUUGUUAGUCAAUUUCCAUCUGUCUUCUUGUGAUGUUUUCUGAAAUCAAUGAAGAGGAGGAAGAUGAAGAGGCUUCUUUGUGUGUUUCUUGGCAAAGUAAAGUUCCUCUUUCUCUUCUUUCUUUCUAAAUUUGUUAAGACUUUUUGUUCCCUUCUUUAGUUGAUGAGCUUGCUAAGAAAUUUAAGAUCUUUUCAUCAA
Messenger RNA from Dioscorea cayenensis subsp. rotundata (Guinea yam), 1386 nucleotides. RefSeq names its product ninja-family protein 3-like. The transcript has 2 exons. Bases 205 to 1221 code for a protein of 338 amino acids. Gene Ontology annotation, cellular component: nucleus. Lineage: Eukaryota; Viridiplantae; Streptophyta; Magnoliopsida; Dioscoreales; Dioscoreaceae. The record is from RefSeq and is a predicted model, not a curated record. Gene Ontology annotation, biological process: negative regulation of DNA-templated transcription; signal transduction.